Molecule: messenger RNA, 3098 nt
Organism: Anguilla rostrata (American eel)
Lineage: Eukaryota; Metazoa; Chordata; Actinopteri; Anguilliformes; Anguillidae
Product: carotenoid-cleaving dioxygenase, mitochondrial-like
Exons: 12
Coding region: 187-1953 (588 amino acids)
Biological process (GO): carotene catabolic process; retinal metabolic process
Cellular component (GO): mitochondrion
Molecular function (GO): beta-carotene 15,15'-dioxygenase activity; carotenoid dioxygenase activity
Source: RefSeq, a predicted model, not a curated record
UAUCGUGAAUUAUAUAACAGUUUGGCUGAAUACUCGAUUCUGAUUGGUCCAAGGGUGGGCAUUAUUUCUCAGUAAAGGGACACCUCGGCCUUUUAACAGUUCUAAAGUCAAUGCGCUACAAAAUCCAGCAUUCUAUAAGCCGGACACCCACCGCACGCGUAGCGUAAGCGGCGCAUUUUAAGCAGCAUGGCGAAGCAGCACGGCGCGCCGCGUCGUGUGUCUACACGGGUUCCGUUUGUGUCGCGCAAAGGCUUGCAGUCUGCAGCGGGAUUACUUCGUGUAUUUCACGUUUGUUCACGACUGUUGAUGAUGGCAGGAGCAGUAAGCAGCCUGGGCUCUGGGGAGGAGCAGCACAGCAGAAGUGCUCUGGGCCUGCCGUGUAUCGCCCCUCUGGUGCGGUCGGUGGAGGAAACACCAGAGCCCAUUGAAACCACCGUCCGCGGGAACAUCCCAGCCUGGAUCAAUGGCAGCCUACUGCGCAAUGGCCCGGGCAAGUUUGAGUUCGGCAAGGAGAGCUUCAGACACUGGUUUGAUGGCAUGGCCCUUCUUCACCAGUUCAAGAUGGAGGGUGGCCAGGUGAGCUACAAGAGUCAUUUCCUGCGUAGCGACAGUUACAAGUCCAACAGCGAGAACAACCGUAUCAUGGUGUCAGAGUUUGGGACCCUCGCCAUGCCGGACCCCUGCAAGAAUUUCUUUCAGCGUUUUCUGUCCUACUUCGAAUUGCCAAAGCCCACAGACAAUGCUAGCGUCAACUUUGUCAAGUACAAGGGAGACUAUUAUGUCAGCACGGAGACCAACCUUAUGCAUCGGGUUGACCCUGAGACCCUGGAGUCAAAGGGGAAGGUGGACUGGAGCAAGUUUAUUGCUGUCAAUGCAGCCACAGCUCAUCCCCACUAUGACCCUGAUGGAACGGCAUACAACAUGGGCAACUCGUACACUGGUAGAGGGGCCUUCUAUAACAUCAUCCGUGUGCCUGCGGGGAAGGCGGGGCCAUCCGAGACCCUAGAGGGCGCUAAAGUGCUGUGUUCCAUCCCUUCAGUGGACAGGGCUAGACCCUCUUACUACCAUAGCUUUGCAAUGACGCAGAAUUACGUGGUGUUCAUAGAACAGCCCCUGAAGAUGGACCUGUUGAAGAUUGUCACCUCCAAUCUGCGUGGAAAGCCCAUAAAUGAUGGAAUCUACUGGGACCCCAGUUUGGAGACGGUGUUCCAUGUGAUCAGCAAGCACACUGGGAAGCCAAUCUCUGUGAAGUACUACACCAAGGCAAUGGCCAACUUCCAUCAGAUUAACGCUUUUGAGCAGGAUGACUUCCUGCUGUUGGACCUGUGCGGCAGUGAUGAUGGGGGGGCUGUCAACGAUUUCCUGAUCCAGAACUUGCGCAAAUCCGGAGAGGCCUUGGACCAGCUGUAUGAAUCAUUGCCCAAAGUCUUCCCUCGCCGAUUCGUCUUCCCUCUCAAUGUGGACGCCAACACGCCAAGUGGUCAAAAUCUGAACACCAUUCCUUCCAGCCUGGCCACUGCUGUCAGGGUUGCCGAGGACAAGGUGUACUGUACCCAUGAAGAGCUCCAUUCUGAAGACCUCCAUGAGUAUGGGGGCCUGGAAUUCCCACGUAUUAACUAUGACAAAUUCAACACCCGACCGUACCGCUACUUCUACGGCUGUGGGUUCAAACACCUUCUUGGGGAUUCCCUCCUCAAGAUGGACCUCCAGGGAAAACGGCUGAAGGCGUGGCAUCACCCUGGGCUUUUCCCGUCAGAGCCGGUCUUUGUUCCAUCACCUGACGCCACAGAGGAAGACGACGGAGUCAUUCUGUCUGUGGUCGUCACUCCCACACAGGAAAAGAGUACCUUCCUUUUGGUCCUGGAUGCCAAAACGUUUGAAGAGCUUGGCAGAGCUGAGGUGCCUGUAAACAUACCGUACGGUUUCCACGGAGUAUUCAAUAGCAACAAAUAGUACCCUUGCUUUUAUAUCGCAACUAGUCCCAUUUUAAUAAUCGUUUUAAUUUAGGAAUAAUUGACUGUGUAUCACUAAUUAUACUGUUGGGCUGAAGGAAGAGAGGAAGGUAAGAGAGGAAGAGGAGGAGAGGGAUAAACCACUAUAGGCCGAAGCAAGGAUCAACCAGACCUGCAGAACCUUAAGGUUCAACUCUGUCAAAAGACCCUAUUUCUGUUAACAAUAUAUACAGGUGCAUUUCAGAAUAUGACACAUUUUAUAUAUGUCUGAUUCAAAAUUUUUUGAAAAUGCCUGAUUUAAUAGAUGCGACCGCAUACGCGCAUGCAUCCAUAUGUGCAUGCAUCCACGCACACAUCCUCACACAAACACGUGACCUCUUCUUUGGCUCGUGACUAACCUUUCCACAAAAUCUUGUGCAAAUCUGUGAAUCAAUUUGGGAGUUAUGCACCUUUUUGUGAUAGGCCACGCCCAUCGCCACGCACCCUCUUGGUCAAUUGGCCUGAAAGUUACUCAGCUCUACCUUCGGUCACGACCGACCUCCAUGCCGAAUUUCACCAGCCUGGGGUGAAAACUGUGCCCGCCUCGAGGUGGGACACUUUUGUGGACCAACCGACCAACCAGUGACGUAGGUUUCGUUUGAACAUUGGGGGGGACACAUUAAGCUGGGGGUCUGGGGGUCGUCCCCCAGGAAAUUUUGAGCUUCAUUUCCUGCAUUCUGGUGAACUUUGCAGCAAUUUUGCAGCAAUUUGUGCCUUUUCUCCAUCAAUUUAUGGUGGAAGUGUCUUUAUUUAUGUAAAGGAAAACACAAAAUUCAAAGUUUUUAUUGAAUUUUAUUGGGGGGGACAAAUGCACGUGUUCUAAAUAUUGAGGAAGACGUAUCCCCUACAUCCCCCCCCCGAAAUCUACGCCUUUGCAACCAACCAACCAACCGACCGACUGACAGGCAGAGCUAUAGAGCUGCGGUCGCAGCUAAAAAGUAUCAUGUGCCUUAUUGGAAUGAAUUCUUCUGACAUGUUUGCAUUAUUCCAAAUGUAACCCUUUUACAGAUUUUAAAUUUGUUUUUAUUGUAUAAUGUCCAUUUUAUCUUUAUAUUUCACUGUAGUAGUUUUAAAAUGACACUAUUAAAGUUAAAAUGGCUUUUAAAA